Polychytrium aggregatum is the source of this 433-nucleotide messenger RNA. RefSeq lists its product as uncharacterized. The record is from RefSeq and is a predicted model, not a curated record. Bases 120 to 380 code for a protein of 86 amino acids. NCBI's taxonomy places the organism in Eukaryota, Fungi, Chytridiomycota, Chytridiomycetes, Polychytriales. The transcript has a single exon.
UCUUUUUUUUUUGUCGUUUGUUGGUGGUUUUUUGUCGAUUGCUUUUAUCCUGUGGUUGAACCCGCUCGUGCUGAUCACUGGCACUCAUUCACUGCGUUUUGACAUUUUGUCACUUAAUAAUGCUGGGAAUUCUCGUUCCCGAAGCAGCCCAUACCAGCUUUUAUACAUUUCUGCUCUCAACGAAGGGAUGGAAGGAGGGGCUUCUCUUGCUUUGUCUGAUCCUGCUGCCUGUUGUCCUGAUGUCAUGCCGACCCCACCUCGCCCUUCCUUUCGGUCUCGAGUUCCACCCUCCCCUCUGUUGUGCGUUUGAGCAGGCUGCUCCUUUUGACCAGUCUGAACAUGGCCUGUUUGUUUGUCGGGCUGAUGAGUCGCCCCCUUGAAGCUUUCCCAAAACGAAACAGGACAUCCUGUUUCGAGUCAGGGUUGUCGUGAU